This is a messenger RNA of Lactuca saligna, 1125 nucleotides long. NCBI's taxonomy places the organism in Eukaryota, Viridiplantae, Streptophyta, Magnoliopsida, Asterales, Asteraceae. The record is from the annotation of a GenBank genome assembly.
AUGGCUUCUGGGCUCGUUAGAAUUGCUUUCGAGUGUGAUAAAGAUGAUGAACAAAUCAAGAAAGUUGAAAAUUCACGAAGGCUCUUGGAAGAGGGUGUUUGGAGGACUUUCUGCAAUGGGAAGAAGUGUGGUUUUGCGACUAAAAGGGAAUGUGGAGAGAAAGAAUGGAGAGUUCUGAAAGCUGUAGAGCCGAUCUCCAUGGGAGCUGGUGUGUUGCCUGCAGGUGAUGAAGAAGAUGAAGGCAUGGAGAGCCAGAUAAGAGAUAUAGUUUCCUCUUUGGAAAUGGAUGUUGAAGAUGUUCGUGUGAUAGGUAUCAAGGGGAUUGGAGGUGGUGGGAAGACGACUUUGGCAAGAGCUGUUUUUGACAAAAUAUGUUUUUUGUUCGAAGGAAAAAGCUUUGUUGAGAACAUAAGGGAAGUUUCCAAAGCAUCAUUGUCUGGGUUUCGAUCGCUGCAAGUACAAGUACUUUCCAAUGUUUUAAAUGAUAGAAGUUUCACUGUUGGGAAUGUUCAUGAAGGGAAAAGCAUAAUCAAAAAGAUGUUGUGUGGCAAAAAGGUUCUUCUUGUUUUAGACAGCGUGGAUCAUUUAGACCAAUUGGAUGCAUUAGCUGGUGGGAUUAAUUGGUUUAAACAAGGAGGUAGAAUUAUUAUUACAACAAGAGAUGAGCAAGUGCUCAAAGUAGACCGAGUGAAACGAAAUCAUGAUAUCAAUCGGUUGUCACAAGAUGAAGCAACAUGCCUCUUCAGUAGGAAUGCAUUUGGUAGAGAUAUUCCGAUUCAAACAUACAAAGAUCUCACACUCGAAGUUGUACAUUAUGCUGCUUGUCUUUCUUUAAUAAUCAAAGUUUUGGGUUCAUUUCUCUGUGGUAAAGAAAAUCCUGAAUGGAAAGAUUUACUAAAAGGACUAAAAAGAAUUCCAUUGAAAGAAACUUUAGAAAAAUUGGAAUUAAGCUAUACUAGUCUAGAGGAUGACUACAAGGAAAUAUUCCUAGAUGUUGCAUGCUUACUGAAAGGCUGGAAUAAAGAACGAGCAAUUAGAGCACUAGAUAGAUGUGGAUUUCAUGCUAGGAAUGGUUUAAGAGUUCUCGAACAAAAGUCUCUCAUUACUAUUUCUCCUGAUCAGUAG